CUGUCAUGCGCCAGUCAGUGCCACCUAACAGUGCCACCUAUCAGUGCCAUCAGUGCCACCUAUCAGUGUCCAUCAGUGCAGCCUAUCAGUGCCCAUCACUGCAGCCUCAUUAGCGCACAUCAGUGAAGGAGAAAAAUCACUUAUUUACAAAAUUUUAUACCAAAAACUAAGACUUUUUUUCAACAUUUUCAGUGGUUUUUGGUUUGUUUAAAAAAAAUAAACCCAGAGGUGAUUAA
Staurois parvus is the source of this 236-nucleotide messenger RNA. The record is from the annotation of a GenBank genome assembly. NCBI's taxonomy places the organism in Eukaryota, Metazoa, Chordata, Amphibia, Anura, Ranidae.